Lobosporangium transversale is the source of this 815-nucleotide messenger RNA. RefSeq lists its product as hypothetical. The transcript is spliced from 3 exons. NCBI's taxonomy places the organism in Eukaryota, Fungi, Mortierellomycota, Mortierellomycetes, Mortierellales, Mortierellaceae. The record is from RefSeq and is a predicted model, not a curated record. Bases 9 to 725 code for a protein of 238 amino acids.
UUAAUAACAUGUUUAUCAACUCCGCCCGAGGAAACAACCGAUCUGGUCAUGGAUCAACAAGCUACCAUCGUCGCUCAAUCAGCUGCGUCACCUCUCAUGAUGACCUUGCCCUAUACCCUGUUGGAGCCAUUGAGGAAGAGACAACCACAACCAUUGCUACCAAUGGAGACUCCCCAGCCCCUCGGAUGGAAAGCAACGGCUCCAUGGCUCAACGUUCUGGUGAUAAUGCCGAUGACGCAAACAGCAUUGGCGCUGGCUCUCUCGGUGGAAAAAUCAAGCUUACUCCAGGCGCUCCUGGGCCACGCCGAUCAUUGUUAUCGGAUAUGCUCAACAGCCAGAACCAAAGUACCAGUCGUUUGGAACAGAAUGCUCACCGUCGUCGCAUGCUCAAGUCGAUGCGCCGAUACUCUAUAGAUGCAUCCGAGAUGAACUUUAACAUCGUGGGUUUAUACCCCUCCGGCCGCGCCUCACCCAUGAAAGGGAUUCCUUCUGAGGGUGAGGAGCCCGCUACAGCUGAUAGUGGCGCAACGGCUGGCGGUGAUGGAGGCAAUGGUGGCGGUGUCCGUACUGCACAGGAUUUCAGAGAUAUUCCCACGGUUCGUUAUCUUCGUAACCCUAUUCAAGCCACUGUUAAGACCAAACUUAUCCAAGGCAGUGUUCGACGUGGUGCUGGAGGUGACAAUGAAGCCCCUGAUUACUUUGGAACAGAAGACCGCGUCUGGUAAAAAGAAAGCGCUCUCUGUCAUCUUCACCAUGCCAGUUGUCCAAGCUGACUGGAACGAGAAAAAAAAAAUUGAAGAGGGAGGAUCUCGAAC